UUCUGACUUUUGCAUAUUGGGAAAGGAAAUGUAGACUUACCUUUGGCACCCACUGCACUGUAUAUACACAAUACAGAAAGCAAAGUUAAGGUUAGAGAGGGAAGAGAAGCCUCCUGUCAAUCUGUACAAACAGAGAGGAGGAAUCAUGUAGGGAGUCGGCCUGGCCCAACAGUAAUUUCUAGAUGUGAUGCAAGGCUGAAUUUAGAACUUCUGGUACCUGCUUGGCAUACAGCAUUCUCUGGUUCAAGUCAGUGCUGACAGUGGCCUUUUUGGGUAAAUCUCAGCUCCUAAACUUUGCUUUUGCAGCUUUUGUUUAGUUAAAGGAAAUACUGGUGGAGCAGCACCUGCAGCUCUGUUCCAGAUGUGUGUGGAAUCUUUGAUGGCUGCCAGGAGCAGCACAAUGAGACUGAAGACCGAGAUGCUCAGCUCAUCUUUGGGAGGCAGAAAUCAGAAAACAGGUAACUGAAAGUGACCAUGAUAUCCUUCUAAGGAGAUUCCUCCUUGAUGGUGACUCAGGCAGAGGAAUUGUGUGCCCACAACAUGAGGAGACUGCUCGGAACAAUUCCACAAAGAAAAAAUCCUGUGACCAAGAAUACCAGUCAUUUAGGAGUGGAUAAAAAGAUGAAGACAGAUGUAAAGCUGAUGGAAAGAGCCAGCAGAUCUCCUGUACAGCUGACUCUGAUGUAAUCUGACCAAGAUAACUGUAAGCAGGAGAUGGAAAUCCAGAAGGGUGAACGCCCAUCUGUCAAGAAGCCUGUGAAGAAGAGGAGCGAUGGCUCGAAGAAGCCCCAGGCCACAUUACCUUCUAGUAAACGGGUGAAGUCUACCUCUGAUGGACGCCUCCUACACCAUCCAAAAGCCCAGGUCACGUUACCUCUGGCUGUGGAAGAAACGGAGCUGCUCCAGAAGCUUUACAAUCUCCUGGAAGCCAAGGAGUUUAAGACACGGAUGGAAGGAGUGGCACUCCUCCUAGACCUGUGCAAAAGCAGCCCCCAGCUCGUCUCCACUAACACUGUCCAAAUUUUUGAUUAUUUUGUCCUGAGAAUUGGUGAUACACUUAAAAAACUGAAGCAGAAGGCGCUGGACAUGCUGGCUGAAAUCCUAGGCAUCCUGAAAGAUGCCUUAAACUCGGUGAUCAUCUGUUUGGUUGAAGGAAUAACAAACAACCUAAACUCAAAGGACCCUGGGGUUUAUGCCGCAGCUGUGAAAACGCUGGAAGAAUCCAUGGCUCACUUAGGAAAGGCUGAGCCCUGGCAUGGACUCUCCUCAAGUGUGUCUCUGCCUCUGCGAGUCAAGAGAACGCUGAGGGCCUUGACAGCUGGUGUCGUCUGUGGAAACCUCCAGCUGACAUCCACCAGAAGCUGUGCAGGUGCAGUCCUUAUGCACCAGUCCCCCAACAGGCUUGAAUGUGCAUCAGCAUUUCCCAAAAGUCCCAGGAGCCCUUGGCUCUGUGCUGCUUGUCUGCUUUGGCAGAGAAGGAGCUGAAGAGGAAGUGCUGGACUACAGCUUUGCUAGAAUUCAGAGAUAAAGGGAUUUUUGGAGUUUGCUCGGGCUCCAUUCAACUUCCCAAAUGAAUAGCUUUGCUGUUGGCAUGAAGGGACACUGGCUCAUCAGAGCUUCUGCACAGCAGCCUCCUGGAAAGCUCUACAUUAUAGGCAUUAACUGUCUAUUUUCCACUGUACUAGUUUGAAAACAAACCAGUGGGAGAUCGCAAGUCAGAAUUAUAAUUUAAUAGGAAAA
Molecule: messenger RNA, 1740 nt
Organism: Corvus hawaiiensis (hawaiian crow)
Lineage: Eukaryota; Metazoa; Chordata; Aves; Passeriformes; Corvidae
Exons: 6
Coding region: 715-1485 (256 amino acids)
Source: RefSeq, a predicted model, not a curated record